AUGGAGAUGCAAAGUCGCUUAUUGGACUCCACGUUAAUACAUUUUGUCAGUGAUAUAAACCUGAUGGAUUUUCCGCAGAAGUACGCUUUGGGAGCAAAACAGCAGGUGGAUGAUAACUCUUCUAGUCCGGACAACCAGACACGCCUGAGCGACUCUCCCUGGAGCCGGGACCUGGAAGACGGGGUGAGCACUGCGCAGCAUCUGGUGAUGGGUUCACCCAAGUACUACAGCCGCGGGGCGCACGGGUGCACGCAGUCCAAACGAAGGAGGAUCAUCACCAUGGUCCAGAGGCAAGCUGCCAAUGUGCGAGAAAGGAAGCGGAUGUUUAGCCUGAACGAGGCGUUUGAUGAACUGAGGAGGAAAGUUCCUACAUUCGCCUACGAGAAGAGACUGUCCCGCAUUGAGACGCUCCGCCUGGCCAUGGUGUACAUCUCCUUCAUGAGGGACCUGCUGGAGAACACUUGA
This is a messenger RNA of Scomber scombrus (Atlantic mackerel), 465 nucleotides long. RefSeq names its product fer3-like protein (gene ferd3l). NCBI's taxonomy places the organism in Eukaryota, Metazoa, Chordata, Actinopteri, Scombriformes, Scombridae. Gene Ontology annotation, molecular function: DNA-binding transcription factor activity, RNA polymerase II-specific; RNA polymerase II transcription regulatory region sequence-specific DNA binding; protein dimerization activity. The transcript has a single exon. Gene Ontology annotation, biological process: regulation of transcription by RNA polymerase II; developmental process. The record is from RefSeq and is a predicted model, not a curated record. Bases 1 to 465 code for a protein of 154 amino acids.